GGCCUCCGCAACGGCCGCCUCUGCUGCGCGCGCGCAACCCACCGCGCUUCGAACCAUUCCAUAUUCGAAAUUCGAAAACGAUCAACGCGCGUGAUUUGAUUCGUUGACUCUGAUCCAACGGUCGCUCUCUCAGUCCACAUUUUACGCCGCGAGACAACCACCGACCAUGCAAAGGAAAUUAAAUGUCCGAGUGCAGAUAUUGUGUUAAAUUAAGAUAAAAAAAUAACAAAAACAAAAAUGGGAAGCGGAAAGUUUGGCUUCAACAUGAAGAAAGACAAAGUGAUUGAAACAAGUGACACAGUGAAGACUGAUAGUGUUAAGGACAAAUUCCACAAGCUACAGAAGAAACUCAAGAAGACUGAAAAGAAAAAGACUGAAACAGUGAAGGAGAAGAAGAUUUGGUGGAACCAAUGCAGCAGCUUAAGCGAGAUCGACAACUACCUAUGGAUGGUGGGCGGGUCGGCGGGCGCGCUGGCGCUCACGGGCGUGGCAGCCGCGUCGGCCUUCUACCUCAGCACCAGGCCCAAGCCCGAGAAGCCGCUGGUGACGCUGCACGAGCAGAGCCUUCUUGAACCGGGUCCAGAGAUGGUACGCGUAUCAAAAUUCUACAAAGAAGCAAAAAAUGGAAAGUACCUGAAAUAUCUCCACGAUGACACACGCACACUUUAUGAAAGCUUCCGUCGAGGUGUCAGAGAAUCAAAACCACAUAACGGCCCGUGCCUCGGCUGGCGGGAGGGGCCGAACAAGCCGUACGUGUGGCAGAACUACAACGAGACCCUGCUCCGGGCCAAGAACUUCGGGUCAGGACUCAUCUGUCUCGGCCUGCAUCCCGGACAGAACACUUUUAUAGGUAUAUAUUCACAAAAUUGUCCAGAAUGGAUAAUGACAGAGCAGGCUGCUUACUGUUAUUCCAUGGUCAUCGUGCCACUGUACGACACGCUGGGAGCCAACGCAUGUGCCUUUAUUGUUAAUCAGACUGAAAUGUCAGUAGUAGUAUGCGAAGACGACAAGAAAGCCAACCUGCUGCUGGACCAAUCCCCGCGGUGCCUGCGCAAGCUGAUCACCAUCAAGGAGGUGUCCCCGUCGACCCACCAGCGGGCCAAGAGCCGCGGCGUCGACAUCAUCAAGUUCAGUGAUGUAGAGGUGCUGGGCGCGCAGAAGGAUCAUCCUUGUGUGCCCCCACGCCCUGAGAGCGUAUGCACCGUAUGCUACACGUCCGGCACGACCGGCAUGCCCAAGGGCGUGAUGUUGACGCACGAGAACGUGGUCGCGUCUUUAUGCAGCGUCAUCAUGCAGCUGGGAGAACACCGGCCCUCGAAGCAUGAUGUGAUGAUCUCGUUCCUACCUCUUGCGCAUAUGCUUGAGAGGUGCUGUGAGAACGCCCUCUACAUGGUGGGUGGAGCUGUCGGCUUCUACAGCGGCGACAUCCGCCGCCUGGCCGAUGACCUCAACGCUCUCAAGCCCACCAUGAUGCCGGCCGUCCCUCGCCUGCUGAACCGGCUGUUCGACCGAGCCCAGGCUGAGAUCUCCGGGUCCAAGAUCAAGAAGCUCAUGUUUAAUAUGGCUCUGUCGGCGAAGGAGUCUGAGUUGAAGAGAGGCAUAAUCCGGAGCGACUCUGUGUGGGACAAGCUGGUGUUCCGCAAGGUGCGCGAGGGCAUGGGCGGGCGCCUGCGCAUCAUGGUGGUGGGGUCGGCGCCGCUCGCCGGCAACGUGCUCACCUUCGCGCGCGCAGCACUCGGCUGUCUGAUCGUGGAGGGCUACGGCCAGACGGAGUGCACGGCGCCGGUGACGCUGACGGUGCAGGGCGACCACGUGCCGGAGCAUGUCGGGCCUCCCGUCGCUUGUUGUAAAGUGAAACUAGUGGACGUGCCCGAGAUGGAGUACUACGCGGCGCAAGGUCAGGGCGAGGUGUGCGUGCAAGGCGCCAACGUGUUCAAGGGCUACUUCAAGGAGCCCGACAAGACGCAGGAAGUCAUCGACAACGACGGCUGGCACCACACCGGCGAUAUCGGCAAAUGGCUGCCGAACGGAACACUCAAGAUCAUCGACAGAAGAAAACACAUUUUCAAGCUCUCGCAAGGCGAGUACAUAGUUCCAGAGAAAAUAGAAAACAUUUACAUAAGAAGUCAAUAUGUCGAACAGGUGUUUGUCCAUGGCGAAUCGCUGAAGUCGUGCAUAGUAGCGGUGGUGGUGCCCGACGUGGACGUGGUGAAGUGCUGGGCGCUCGAGCACGGCAUCAAGGGCACCCUCUCCGCCCUGUGCGAGAACCCCAAGGUCAAGAGCCUCAUCAUGGAGGACAUGAUGCAGUGGGGCAAGACCGCCGGGUUGAAGACUUUCGAACAGGUGAAGGACAUCUAUCUACACCCGGACCCAUUCUCCGUACAGAACGGACUUCUAACACCGACCCUGAAGGCGAAACGACCAGAGAUCAGGAACUACUUCAAACCACAAAUAGAGGACAUGUACAAGCAACUCGAAUAACAAUAGCAUACUUGAUUUAUGAUGCACAUUAAAUGCAAUGGACCCUGAUCACGCUGCAAGCACUUCUAGUUCUGAACUUGUUGUGGGGAAACCAGAAUAUCUAGUUAAGAAACAUGGUAAGCAAAACAUGGUUAUAACUUAUCCAUCUAGGAAAAUUUGUAGGAUAUGCUGUUUGGUGGAACUCGAAAUGUUGAGCGGUUAUUACAUUAAAUAAUGGUCUAGGACCAAGAUAUUAUGUUAAAGUGUGUCGGAAUUUCGGAAGUGAAGUUCAUUGCAUGAAAUGUUGUUAAUUGUAUAAUACGAUUAAUACGAUAUACUUUAGUUUUUAAAGUUAUUUAAGCUCCAAAAGCAAGAGCUAUACAGUUAUGAAGAGGCUGCUGAUAUACCUAUGUAAAAGUAUAAGAUCUUAUGCUGUUAAAACUACCUGAUUAACAAGUUACUCAUUUAAAGUGAUGACAAAAUCAUUGAAAGAGAUUUAAAUGUUAACACCGCAUUGAAAAGUAACCAUGUAAUUACGUACCUUUGUGUACCGGUUGAUUUAACUACUGAAAAAACAGCUUUCAGUAUGUUAGAUUUACUUAGGUAUAAACUUAAAUUAUCUACACAUAAAAUCGUUUUUAUAAGCAUGACAAUAGGUGCAUUAGUUAAUAAUAUGAUCACCUACACAUAAUUAUUUUAUAACAUGCACGUUUUGCAAAUGAUGCAUUUUCGUUUGUUGCUAAGAACGAAACAACUACAUAACCAUCAUAUUAUAAGGAUAAAUGCGGACAAAACGAUUAGAUUCAACUAACAUAGAGGCAAACUAUUCAAAACUAGCAUAAAUGCUUGUAAAUAAAACUGUAAUAUUCACUAGCAAUAAAAUACUAAGGUAAAUUAUGAGUCAAUUAUUGAUAAAGCUUUUGAUUUACUUUAGCAACACAGUUUUGUUAUAAUUAUUGUGAAUGGGAGUGAAAAUUAUUAUCGUACCCGUAUCUUUAAUCUACUCACUAAGCGUCUCUAAAAAUAACAUUCUUAUCUGUAAAUUAUUAACCCACAAGGGCACGCAAGCUUUGAUUCAUAAUCUUGAAACUCUUUUUACGUCCAAAAAUAUAAUUAUAUUUAUAGACUAGUCCUUCGAACCCCAUUGCUUUAAUCUUGCCGAUUCAAAUAAACUGAAAUUCAUGUACACUUUACGAAUCAUUUCAAACUCAGAGUACAUUAAAAUCUGAUUACUUUUUCCGCUAAAGAUAUGUGAACUAUUUAUUUGGAGUCCUAUUAUUAUUAUAUGGAUAGAAGGAUAAGUGUAUGAAUCACUAAGUAGGUCCAGAAGAAAGUUUUAAUUGCUAACAAUAAAUUAUUAGAAUAAAUGUUAAGCAAUACUUUUUGAGGUAGUUUGAUGAAAGUAGGUAAACCUAACCCAAAUUUAAUAGAUGAAAAUUUCAAUUAACACGGAGGUGCAUGAAGGCUUUGGGUAGUGGCUGAUCGUUUCAUAGAACAUAACAAAUUACAUAAGUAAAUAGUUUUAGCAUAACGUGAAAAUAUAUUCUCUACGCAGCCGUGCCUUCUGUAACUAAGGACGAUUUGUAAAAUACUACACGGUGUCUAAAUUAAGAAUUUCAUGAUUCAAUUUAGAGAUUUUGCGAAUCUGCUUCAAGGCUUUAUACGAUCAUCAAAUUCUUAAGUCAGAUAUCGUCCAGUUUUUUUUUAGUUAAUAGGCAAAGUUUGACGGAAUGUAAGUUUAUUUUAUAUUUAGUGAAGAAAAUACCUGCUGACUGUAUUUUCUUUUCUAUUAUGCGUUUGCUGUGUGCGACUGAGUUUUAAAUGCAGUAUACUAUUAGAAGGUGAAUCUCCGUUUAUGUUAGUUUUUUUUAAAGUAUGAGUUGAUGUGUGAUUAUAACUUACUACUCUAGUUGGCUAAUAUCGGUUUUAUCUGAAAAUUAAGUUUCUUGGACCUCUAGUUCAUCUGUCUUUCCAUAACGGGUUGUAAAGCCGAUUUGUGGGAAAUUCUUGCUAAGACCGAUGUUAGUUAAUUCGAAAUAAUAUAACUACUAAGUAUAGUUAUUUGGACAAUCUAAUAUUAAUUUGUACUUUUCAUCCUAUCGCACCGUAUUUUUUUAUUCUAUGUAGACAAUAUUCAUGCUUUGGGCGAUUGUAACGAUACCGAGUUUGUGUUGUUCAAACCAAAAUUUUGUUGUUAUUGGUGCAAAUUGUACUAUAAUAAUUUAUUUUUAAAUAAAAAUGCGAAAAUUA
Molecule: messenger RNA, 4710 nt
Organism: Plutella xylostella (diamondback moth)
Lineage: Eukaryota; Metazoa; Arthropoda; Insecta; Lepidoptera; Plutellidae
Source: RefSeq, a predicted model, not a curated record